Lolium perenne is the source of this 987-nucleotide messenger RNA. RefSeq lists its product as uncharacterized. Lineage: Eukaryota; Viridiplantae; Streptophyta; Magnoliopsida; Poales; Poaceae. The record is from RefSeq and is a predicted model, not a curated record.
ACAUCAGCUAUCCACAAUUUAUACAUGUACAAUUGUCUGGAGUACUUCAACUAAACUUCGUAGGAGCGAAGGGACCUGUGCAGUGGAGUCUUGGUUGCAUCACGGGGAGGAUGUUUCGGAGGAGGAGGUCCGUCGCCUACUUCGCCCACGACCCGAGCCACCGGCUGCUCCUGGCGCCGGACGCCGACGACGACGGCGAGUUCACCUGCGACGGCUGCCAGGUCGUCGGCGCCGGGCCGCGGUACCUCUGCGACCACCCGGGCUGCGGCUUCAAGCUCCACGAGGUGUGCGCGCGCCGCUUCCCAAGGUCGCUCAAGUCUAUCGUCCACUCCAAGCACAGGCUGAAGCGCCGCGAGAGCGCCGGCGGCGGCGACGGCAGCAAGUGCGAGGUGUGCGGGGAGGACGUGAAGGGGGCGUGCUACGGCUGCGACGCCGGCGCGUGCGCUUCGGCGACCGUCGUCGUGCACCCGCUCUGCGUCCACUUGCCGCCCGUGGCGCGGGGGUCGACCGCGGCGCACCCCGGCGGCCACGACUCGUGGCUCGUCCAGAAGGCGUCGGAGGGCGGCGCUGCGUCGACGUGCGCGGCGUGCGGGCGCGGCAUCGACGGGGCCUGGAGAUACCGGUGUGGGACGUGCCGGGAGGACGUCCACCCGCGCUGCCUCGUGCCGGCGGUGGACCAGUGCCGCGGCGGCGAGGCGUCGGCAGUCGCGAUGGGGAAGCGGUGCUGCCUGUCGGCCGAGAAUGACGUGAUAGGCUGCCUGAACAUCAGCUACUACUACCGGGGAUCGGUGUAGCUAGUUUCCAUGAUCCGUGACCGUGUUGAAUAAGUUUAAUUCGGCAGUGAACUACAUUAUCCAUGCAAAUUUCUUGCUGUAUCAGUUAGGCUGUGUUAUCAAAUGAAUGAACGAAGAGGCCGGGGAAUCGUAAUUCCAUCUAUUCCAGUCGACCGAGAAUUUGCUCAUUUCUCGGUGAGCUGCAAUUCAGUCC